CGCGUCCCCAGCUAAAGGCAGCCGGGCCGUGCCCCAGGUGGGACCCAGGCAGACCAACAGGAUAUUAAAGAAAGGUUUCAACCAGAGAGAGUUGCUCAACUACCUCAACAUUACCAGCAGGAAAGAGGCCAAAGCGGGUAGCGGCCCAGGCAGCAGUAGGAAGGACAUCUUCUCCAGCAUGCAGUCCAUGAAGAGAGAGCAUGGACAUGAGGAGGAAAUACAUCAAGAUCUACCACAAAGACAGAACUGAGGUGGACGUGUCAAAGAACUCACUGCCCAUUAGAGGGAAAUAUGAGAAGUCUCUUCCCGGGCCGUCUGCCUUCAAGCUGGUCACACCCAAGAACUUCAGUUCCAUGCAGAACCUCUACCCUGCCAAGAUAGAGGACUCAGACCAGGGCCUUUCCAACGGGCUCCACCGGGCCUACGCACACACACCUAGAGCUGUCUCCACCUCCUCUUCCUCCUCCUCACCCUCCCGCCAUGGAGGACCCACCUCCAGCGGAACCAAGGCGGUGGCGUCAGUGCGUGGUCUGAGUCAGGAGGAUGAGAACCUGUCAGACUCUGGUCAUAACUCCAUGAACAGUCUUCCUCCAUACAGACCUCCCUUCAGACCACAGUUGGCUCACAUCAGGUCAACUCCUGUUUCUCUGUGUCUGUCUCUCUCUGUGACUGUGUGUUUCUCUCUGUCUCUCUCUGUGUCUCUCUCUGUGUCUGUGUGUCUCUCUCUGUGACUGUGUGUUUCUCUCUGUGUCUGUGUGUCUCUCUCUGUGUAUGUGUGUCUCUCUCUGUGUCUGUGUGUCUCUCUCUGUGUCUGUGUGUCUCUCUCUCUGUGUCUGUCUUUCUCUGUGACUGUGUGUCUCUCUCUCUGUGUCUGUCUUUCUCUGUGACUGUGUGUCUCUCUCUCUGUGUCUGUCUUUCUCUGUGUCUGUGUGUCUCUCUCUGUGUGUCUGUGUGUCUCUCUGUGUGUCUCUCUGUGUGUCUCUCUCUGUGUCUGUGUGUCUCGCUCUGUGUCUGUGUGUCUCUCUCUGUGACUGUGUGUCUUUCUCUGUGACUGUGUCUCUCUCUGUCUGUGUGUCUCUCUCUUUGUCUGUGUGUCUCUCUCUGUGUCUGUGUGUCUCUCUGUGUCUAUGUGUGUCUCUCUCUGUGUCUGUGUGUCUCUCUCUGUGUCUAUGUGUGUCUCUCUCUGUGUCUAUGUGUGUCUAUGUGUGUGUCUGUGUGUCUCUCUCUGUGUCUGUGUGUCUCUCUGUGUGUCUGUGUGUCUCUCUGUGUGUCUCUCUAUGUGUCUCUCUGUGUGUCUGUGUGUCUCUCUCUGUGUCUGUGUGUCUCUCUGUGUGCCUGUCUGUGUCUAUGUGUGUGUCUAUGUGUGUGUCUGUGUGUCUCUCUGUGUCUGUGUGUCUCUCUGUGUGCCUGUCUGUGUCUAUGUGUGUGUCUAUGUGUGUGUCUGUGUGUCUCUCUGUGUCUGUGUGUCUCUCUGUGUGCCUGUCUGUGUCUAUGUGUGUGUCUAUGUGUGUGUCUAUGUGUGUGUCUGUGUGUCUCUCUGUGUCUGUGUGUCUCUCUGUGUGCCUGUCUGUGUCUAUGUGUGUGUCUAUGUGUGUGUCUAUGUGUGUGUCUGUGUGUCUCUCUGUGUCUGUGUGUCUCUCUGUGUGCCUGUCUGUGUCUAUGUGUGUGUCUAUGUGUGUGUCUGUGUGUGUGCUCUCUGUGUCUGUGUGUCUCUCUGUGUGCCUGUCUGUGUCUAUGUGUGUGUCUAUGUGUGUGUCUAUGUGUGUGUCUGUGUG
Oncorhynchus nerka (sockeye salmon) is the source of this 1775-nucleotide messenger RNA. RefSeq names its product NEDD4-binding protein 3-A-like. Bases 201 to 731 code for a protein of 176 amino acids. Gene Ontology annotation, cellular component: cytoplasmic vesicle. The record is from RefSeq and is a predicted model, not a curated record. The transcript is spliced from 4 exons. Lineage: Eukaryota; Metazoa; Chordata; Actinopteri; Salmoniformes; Salmonidae.